AUGGGGGUAGUGGUGACCUUCGACAAGGACCGAGGCUUCGGUUUCAUUAAGGAUUACACUACCGGCAGAGACUUGUUUGUGAACCGGAGGUCAGUGAAGCGCAGCUACCUCCCUGAGUAUCUACAUAACCUCCGCAAGGGAGAGGAGGUAGAGUUCACCCCUGCCGAGGGCCUGCGAGGCCCCUACGCAACUGCUGUGACCCGCCCCAAGCCGGGACCAGAAGAUUGGGAAGAGCCCGAUGAGCCCACCAGUCCGGGACGCAAACCGGAGCACCCAACAGAACCGGCCCAUAACACGUUCCAAGAGCGGGGCUCCUUCAUUGGCCCGAAUGUGUUAUGGCAACCUACUGUCGUAGAAAAAUGGGUGAGCCCGUAUCCCUCACCUGAACUGGCCCACCGGGAGAAGACCAUUAAAGAACUUGAAAACCUGGAGCGGUUCCACGCUGCGCUGGAAGAUAUCCGCAAGGGAAAAAGGGCAGACGCGGCGCUGAAACCUGCGGCGGCCGUGCCAGACAGACCGGAUCCCUUAACUGCACCUGCAGCGACAGCGGAGGAUCCCAACAGCGAAGCAGCCUCUGAAAGCCUGGAGGAUCAGAUUGUUCGGCUCGAACUCCAACUUCGUGGCCUGCGCCAACUUGCCAUUUCCAGAGUGCCGUCUCCGCCAAGUGAAAGGAAAGACACAGUUAAAAAUUCGGGUGCCUCGGAGCCAGAGGUUGAAUAG
This is a messenger RNA of Bufo bufo (common toad), 720 nucleotides long. Its product is annotated as Y-box-binding protein 2-A-like. The record is from RefSeq and is a predicted model, not a curated record. Gene Ontology annotation, molecular function: nucleic acid binding. The coding region runs from base 1 to 720 and encodes 239 amino acids. The transcript has 2 exons. Gene Ontology annotation, biological process: regulation of gene expression. Lineage: Eukaryota; Metazoa; Chordata; Amphibia; Anura; Bufonidae.